UGCUGCCCGCCGCGGGCCCCGGGGCGCCGGGGCGCUGAGCAACAGUUGGCCCCGCCGCCGCCCAGCAUGAAAGUGUGCCGGCGGAAGGCGCUGGCGCUGUGCCUGGGCUACGCGCUGCUGCUGCUGCUCGCCGCGCUCAACCUGCUGGAGUACAAGUGGCGGCGGGAGCCGCGGCGCUGCGGGGAGUCCCCGGCAGCCCCCCGCCACCACCCCCCGCCGCCGCCGCUACCGGCCGGGAGCCGCGGCCCGGCGAGCGCCCGGCGGCAGCUGGUCUAUGUCUUCACCACCUGGCGCUCGGGCUCGUCCUUCUUCGGGGAGCUCUUCAACCAGAACCCCGAGGUCUUUUUCCUCUACGAGCCGGUGUGGCACGUCUGGCAGAAGCUGUACCCCGGUGACGCCGUCUCUCUGCAAGGGGCGGCCCGCGACAUGCUGAGCUCCCUGUACCGAUGCGACCUCUCCGUCUUCCAGCUCUACAGCACGGCGGGCGCCGGCAAGAACCUCACCACGCUCGGCAUCUUCGGGGCGGCCACCAACAAGGUCAUCUGCUCCUCGCCCCUCUGCCCGGCCUACCGCAAGGAGGUGGUGGGCAUGGUGGACGACCGAGUGUGCAAAAAGUGUCCCCCGCAGCGCCUGAGCCGCUUCCARGAGGAAUGCCACAAGUACCGCACGCUGGUCAUCAAGGGCGUACGUGUCUUCGACCUGGCCGUGCUCGCCCCGCUCAUGCGGGACCCGACCCUGGACCUCAAAGUCAUCCAUCUGGUGCGGGACCCCCGGGCCGUCGCCAGCUCCCGCAUCAAGUCCCGGCACGGCCUCAUCCGGGAGAGCCUGCAGGUGGUGAGGAGCCGGGACCCCCACAUCCACCGCAUGCCCUUCCUUGAUGGCCACAAGCUGGGCGGCAAGAAGGAGGGGGGAGGCGGCUCGGACUACCAUGCCCUGGGUGCCAUGGAGGUGAUCUGCAGCAGCAUGGCCAAGACCCUKCAGACUGCUCUGCACCCCCCUGACUGGCUCCAGGGCAACUACAUGGCCGUGCGCUACGAGGACCUGGUGGUYGAGCCCAUCAAGACCCUGCGGCAGGUAUACGGCUUUGUGAAUCUGGCGGUCAGCCCGGAGAUGGAGAAGUUCGCCCUCAACAUGACCAGUGGCCCCGGCUAUUCCUCCAAGCCGUUCGUGGUGUCGGCCAGGAACGCCACCCAGGCGCUGAGUGCCUGGAGGACUGCGCUCAGCUACCAGCAGAUCAAGCAGGUCGAGGAGUACUGCCACCAGCCCAUGGCCCUGCUGGGCUACGAGCGGGUGGGCAGCCCCGAGGAGGUGAAGGACCUCAGCAGAACGUUGCUCAGGAAGCCGCGGCUGUGACGGGGCAGCGGCGCCCGCCGGCCGCCCGGGGGUGGCUGAGCCCCGCGCAGAGGAGCCGCUCCGGCUGCCUUGACUGAGGGAGGGAGCCGGGAGAGGCAACCUGGUUUCCGAUUUCCUUCAAAGACUGCUGAAGGGUAACAUACAGUAAUGUGAUUUCUUUCUUCCUUCCUUUUUUUUUUUUCUUUUUUUUUUU
This is a messenger RNA of Malurus melanocephalus (red-backed fairy wren), 1546 nucleotides long. RefSeq names its product carbohydrate sulfotransferase 2 (gene CHST2). Bases 67 to 1353 code for a protein of 428 amino acids. Gene Ontology annotation, molecular function: N-acetylglucosamine 6-O-sulfotransferase activity. The transcript has a single exon. Lineage: Eukaryota; Metazoa; Chordata; Aves; Passeriformes; Maluridae. Gene Ontology annotation, cellular component: Golgi membrane. The record is from RefSeq and is a predicted model, not a curated record. Gene Ontology annotation, biological process: sulfur compound metabolic process; carbohydrate metabolic process; N-acetylglucosamine metabolic process.